Magallana angulata is the source of this 1318-nucleotide messenger RNA. RefSeq lists its product as uncharacterized. The transcript is spliced from 2 exons. Lineage: Eukaryota; Metazoa; Mollusca; Bivalvia; Ostreida; Ostreidae. The coding region runs from base 350 to 826 and encodes 158 amino acids. The record is from RefSeq and is a predicted model, not a curated record.
GUCACACUUACAUACAUACAUAUAUAUAAAUAUACAUAGACAGUCAGAGGUAGAUGGACAUUUUCUCUCACUCCCGUGGAGCAUUUAUAUAAAUAGAGAAUAGGUGUUCUGGGGCACUUCUGAUGAAUUCCUGUUGAUAAUACAAGUCAAUAGUUUUAAACCCUGGUCGUUACUACUGCACUGUGUUUAUAAAGGACCGUACUCCAGGUGAAUGGGUUUUUUAACCGUCCAAGACCACAGAAGGAAACAGCAGGCUUGAGUGUAAUUGCGACUGGUGAUAUUUUUUUCUAACAUGGACUUUGAAAUUAGUUUAUUGUGAGAGGACGGACGAAAUUAAUCACGAGUCAAUAUGUUUAUUUUGGUGAAAUAUGGAAAUAAUGAAACUCUUCUGUGUAACCCAAGCUGUGCUGUUGUUAACCUCCUGACCAAUAUAAAGCGGCGAGCUGGAUACGGAAACUCCAACGUAACGGUUGAUCUGUCCGACGAAACAGGUCUUGUAAAGGAACUGGACAACCAUAGGCAUGAUUACGCCAAUAAAUAUCUGACGUCACACGAGACUUACAUCCUUGUCCAAAAAGAACUCCAGUCGGACAACGCCUCUGUGGACUCGGGGUCCACCCCUAGCCAGAAUUACCAAUACAAACCACUGCUGGAGAAAUUCGAGGAACUUUUCCCAAAUUAUAGACUACAUGUGGAUCAUAUUCCAACGAAAGUGACCAAGAAACGUCCAGGAAAGUCCCCAAGUCCGGCUGGAAGGUUUGCUCCAAAGUCCAAAACCAAAAACGUAGAAACCAUUUCUAAAAAGACGGCCAGCAAAAAGCGGUAACGAACAGGGAAAGCUAGAGAUAUAAUUAAGUACUAUUGACCGUCUGUUUGAGGAAACGAGCGAACUUGGGCAAAGCGUACUCAAGUACUUAAAUAAUAAACGGGCGCUCUCGUCAAGGUUUUUUCGGUACAAGAGGACGGGAAACAAUUUCAGUCCUAUGUGGAUCGAGAUUUUUGAAAUGAUGUGUUAUUCAAAAUUUUAUAAACUUUCCAAUUUGUCACGAAUCACUUGAAAUCUGACUUCUCAGUUUAUAUAUGCAUGGUUCAUGUACGUGUUAAACACUCCAAUGUAACUGAACACUUUGUCUAUAAUUGGAAAUCAAAACACGAGUCAGGUCUACUCUACUGACGACCGUUAACGUAACUAAAUUAUUCAUGCAUUGUUUUAGUGCAUAUAUAAUGGCAAUUUAUUGUAUUUUUUUCACAUUUCUGUUAUACUAUUAUUGAUUUUUCAAUGGGUUUUUAACAAAAAUAAAUCUUUCAAAUCCAUUAA